AUGGCAGUGGCGGCUGAGGGUGGGAGCGUGGAGGAGGGCGUGGGGGAGAGCUCUUCUCCUCCGCGUGAGGCGUCGCCCGCGCUCGCCGUGUCGGGCGGGAGCGGCGGAGGCGGGGGAGCCCCCCGCGACAUCUGCACCCAGGUGUUCGAGCGGCUCGUCGCUGACGGCAACGAGGAGACGGCAGGCCCCGACUUCCGCGUCCAGCUCGAGGCCCAUUUCGCGCGGCUUCCAUUCAGCUAUCAACUUGAUAUCAAUGUCGACAAAUCAGCAGAUGUCUUGGUCCAUCAGAAGGUCUUGGCGGAAGCAAAGGAUCCUCUGAGGCGCCCUGCUUUCCGUGUCCGUUUUUUGAGGGUUGAAGACAUGGAUUCAGCGUAUGGCUCUGAUGCCUCUGACGAAGGGGCUGAUGAUGGUGAUGAUCUCUCUGUAAGGCAGGACACACCGUACACACACAUUCAUGAGAUAGUUUUCUCCACAAUUGACAAGCCAAAGCUCCUUAGUCAGCUGUCUGCCUUGCUAUCAGACAUUGGACUGAACAUCAGGGAAGCACAUGUUUUCUCUACGGUAGAUGGCUAUUCUCUUGAUGUUUUUGUUGUUGAUGGUUGGCCCAUUGAGGACACUGAUGGUUUACAUAAGGCGCUUGAAGCAUCUGUUUUAAGGAAUGAGGGUUCAUGGUCUGGUUCAUCUCACUCCUCAGCUGCGGAAAGAACACUGCCAUUCCAGGUAAAAGGUGGGGAAUGGGAAAUUGACAAGCGGCUUCUGAAGAUGGGAGAGAUGAUUGCUUCUGGUUCUUGUGGAGAUUUGUUUCAUGGGACUUACUUUGGCGAGGAUGUUGCUGUUAAAGUUCUAAAAGCCGAGCAUUUGAAUAAUAAUGUUUGGAACGAGUUUACACAAGAAGUAUAUAUUCUAAGGGAAGUUCAUCAUACCAAUGUUGUGCGAUUCAUUGGUGCAUGCACAAAACCACCAAAAUUUUGUAUAAUUACAGAAUACAUGUCUGGAGGAAGUCUGUAUGAUUAUGUGCACAAGCAGUGUAAUGUCGUUGAUCUCCCAACUCUGCUGAAGUUUGCAUGUGAUGUAUGCCGAGGGAUGUGUUACUUGCAUCAGAGGGGUAUUAUCCACAGAGACUUAAAGACAGCAAACCUUCUAAUGGACAAAGAUCAUGUUGUUAAAGUAGCAGACUUUGGUGUAGCUCGGUUCCAGGAUCAAGGUGGUAUCAUGACAGCUGAAACUGGAACAUACAGAUGGAUGGCGCCUGAGGUUAUAAAUCAUCAACCCUAUGAUAACAAAGCAGAUGUAUUUAGUUUCGCUAUUGUGCUUUGGGAACUCCUGACGUCCAAGAUCCCAUAUGAUACCAUGACACCUCUGCAAGCAGCUGUAGGUGUGAGGCAGGGGCUGCGCCCAGUGCUGCCAGAAAAGACACAUCCCAAGCUAUUAGACUUGCUGCAGAGAUGUUGGGAAACCAUCCCAGCAAAUCGGCCUGCUUUCCCAGAUAUAUUAACUGAACUGGAGGGUCUUCUGGCAGAAGUUCAGGGAACUUCAGGUGAAACGAGCAAACAACUGAAGGAUAUCUCGGCCUCGACAGACUGA
This is a messenger RNA of Triticum turgidum subsp. durum (durum wheat), 1584 nucleotides long. The record is from the annotation of a GenBank genome assembly. NCBI's taxonomy places the organism in Eukaryota, Viridiplantae, Streptophyta, Magnoliopsida, Poales, Poaceae.